GAGUUGGGAAGGAAUCCGAAAUAUCAAAGGACCAGCCUCCUUUGCAUACAGACUUGGAGUUUUCCAAUUUCUAUUUAAACAAGAACAAUUCUCCUCAAACGAAAAUCAGACCACUCCAAGUUCAUCAACUCUUUAGUCCCAUCAAUUCUUCCAAGUACCUCUUUAGAUUCUCAGUCCCUCGAAACUCCAAAAUGCCAUCCUCAGAACUGAUUUCUUACGACGAGGCCCAGAACUCAGCCUUCGACAAUGUCCUCCACCGAAAAUCAAAAGAGUCCAAAGGCGGAAUGCGAGCCAUGAUCAACAAAGACAACAAAGCACACGCCGCAGCUGUCGAUGAAUACUUCCAGUUCUGGGAUAACAAGAAAGCCGAGGAUGAAGUCGAGGCUGUACGACAGGAGAGAACUGAUAACUAUGCCAGUUUGACAAGACAGUAUUAUAACCUCGCAACUGAUCUCUACGAGUACGGAUGGUCUCAGUCUUUUCAUUUCUGCCGUUUUGCCUACGGAGAGGAUUUCAACCGCGCUAUUGUUCGACACGAACAUUACCUCGCUCAUAACAUCGGUAUCAGGCCUGGUAUGAAAGUCCUGGAUGUUGGAUGUGGUGUUGGGGGACCUGCUCGAGAAAUUGUCAAGUUUACUGGUGCUCAUGUUACUGGGUUGAAUCUCAACGAGUAUCAAGUCCAACGGGCAACUAUAUAUGCUGAGAAAGAGGGUCUUUCUGAUAAGCUUAGAUUUGUCCAAGGAGACUUUAUGAAAAUACCAUUCCCGGACAACUCUUUCGACGCCGUCUAUGCCAUCGAAGCAACCGUCCACGCACCCUCCCUAGAAGGCGUCUACAGCGAAAUCCGACGAGUCCUCAAACCCGGUGGUGUCUUUGGCGUCUACGAAUGGCUCAUGACAGAAACCUACAACAACGACGAUCUCGAACAGCGCCGUAUCCGUCUAGACAUCGAGCAAGGCAACGGCAUCGCGCAGAUGUUCAAGAUCGACCACGGUCUAUCAGCCAUUAAAGCGGCUGGUUUCGACCUUCUUCAGCAUGAGGAUCUCGCAGCUACAGAUGACGGAACGGCACCGUGGUACUGGCCUUUGGACAGUAACAUGCGAUAUGCGCAGACUAUCGGUGAUUUCUUUACGGUUUUGAGGAUGAAUAAGUGGGGGAGACUUGUGAUGCAUAAUGUAAUUGGGGCGUUGGAGGCGUGUUGGAUUGCGCCGAGGGGGACGAGGAAGACGGCGGAUAGUCUUGGUCAGGCUGCGGAUGCGUUGGUUGAGGGUGGGAAGAGAAAGUUGUUUACGCCGAUGUAUUUGAUGGUUGGGAGGAAGCCUGAGGAGGGCAAGUGACGGUGGAUUGGUAAGACGUUUGCAAGGGGCAACGGAGAGCUAUGGAGAGCUUUUAAUGGAAGACUAUUGGUAAGGGGUGGUAUACCCCAUGGAGAUAAUAGAUUAAGAAAUCGAUAUUGAUCUGCUCAGUCAAGCAAAAUGUUUCAUUAUUAAUCGCAAUUAUUACUUUCGCC
Molecule: messenger RNA, 1510 nt
Organism: Fusarium verticillioides 7600
Lineage: Eukaryota; Fungi; Ascomycota; Sordariomycetes; Hypocreales; Nectriaceae
Product: sterol 24-C-methyltransferase
Exons: 3
Coding region: 192-1337 (381 amino acids)
Biological process (GO): ergosterol biosynthetic process
Cellular component (GO): endoplasmic reticulum
Molecular function (GO): sterol 24-C-methyltransferase activity
Source: RefSeq, a predicted model, not a curated record